AUGGGUUCAAGCUGAUGAGUACAGCUCCUCCGAAUCGAACCCAUCAGAUUCGUUCAAGGAUCCCUGACGACAACUCCACCAACGUCCGGACUCACAAACCAAGCCAGCCAGCCUCGUGAAGCGGCUUUCUCCAGCCAUUUCUGUCACUCUGGCUGCAUUUCCAGUCACAUAUCCUUUGGUCUGGUCUGUACACUAUGGCCUCUAUGCCUCAACUUUUCAAACCGAAAUACCUGACACUUGACGACAAGGACUCUUACCAUGAGCACGAUGACUUAUCUAGUCCCGAUUCCUGUGAAGCCUGUGGUAGGAAGAAUAACCCAUCACCAAAAUCAUGGCUUGUCCCAAGAUUUUGGGUCUUCAGCACAUUCUCCCUACUCUUUCUCCUAGCAGUAGUCAUUGCCUUCGAGGUCUCCAUCCGUAAUUCUCUGUUGAGGGAAUCACAUUAUGGGGCAUUCUCAACCGAGCUAAGUACUGCGAGGUCUGAAGUGUCCUUCCGUCCAUACACUUUCACUGGCAAUCUCAAUUUCGAUGAAAAUGGCAAGACGUACUUGGAGCGGGAGCCAGGAAGUAAGGUAUACUCCGGGCCACCCACCGAUGAGAUCGAUGAAAACUGGCACGAAUUGUUGCAAAAACGAUACUUUUUCAUGACCGAAGUUGAGGUUCGCGAUAGCUGGGGACCUGCUGGACUGCAAAAGUAUUAUUACGAGCUGGGCCCCAACAAUGAGAGACGAUACAUUGGUGGUCUGGAUGUUUUACAUACUCUUCAUUGUGUGGAAGGUCUGCGGCAGACACUUGAUCCGAAUCGUUACCCUGUCCAGCGAGGCAAGUUGCACUUGUAUCAUUGCAUUGAUCAUAUUCGGCAAUGGAUCAUGUGUUCUGGUGAUUUCACGCCCAUACCAACAAGAUGGCACCCGGAGAAGAAUACUAGUUACGUUGACACUGAUCAGGUGCAUACAUGUCGGAACUUUGAUGCAGUAACGAAUUGGGUUAUGAAGAGGGAGGAAGCAGCAUAUUAAAAGGCUAGCGGAUGUUUGUUCGUAAUUUCCUGUAGUAGGCAAGGUUUUUGUAUCAGUAUCCAAUUAAGUAUGCUCAGGUUACUCAUGGGCAGGACUUCUCACACAACUGAGGUGGAGGGCAAGCCGAGGGUGACUGGCCCCGAAAUAAAGCGGCCAU
This is a messenger RNA of Mollisia scopiformis, 1173 nucleotides long. RefSeq lists its product as uncharacterized. The transcript is spliced from 3 exons. NCBI's taxonomy places the organism in Eukaryota, Fungi, Ascomycota, Leotiomycetes, Helotiales, Mollisiaceae. Gene Ontology annotation, biological process: mycotoxin biosynthetic process. The coding region runs from base 195 to 1016 and encodes 273 amino acids. The record is from RefSeq and is a predicted model, not a curated record.